Molecule: messenger RNA, 4006 nt
Organism: Thamnophis sirtalis
Lineage: Eukaryota; Metazoa; Chordata; Lepidosauria; Squamata; Natricidae
Source: RefSeq, a predicted model, not a curated record
ACUCUGCUAUUGUAAAUAGCUACCUGGGAAUCCUGAACAUACUCAAAGUCUCUGCAAGGCAUCAAGUUGUGGAAAGAAUGGGUUGUCUGAAGAAAUUUUCUUGUUUUUUUUUAAUGCCAUUCGGCCCCACUAAACCCACUAGGUCUCAAGCACCCUGUAACCGGAUCCGAUGGACAUUUAAUCAAAGGCAAAUUCCACGAAGUUCAGUUGAACUGAGAGAAACGCGGACAGUACAGGAUCGCAGCCUUGGACGAAGCUUUAAUCCGAUUUGAGCUGCCGCCAGCAAUGAGUGACGCGUUUCCUCAGUCCUCGCCUCACUUACGACGGACCGGUGCUCCCUGCUAACGAAGCAAACGCCGGGAUCGCGUUAGAGCUGCAGGUGUUUUUCUCCGCCGAGAUCGUUCCGGGAAUCCCCACGCCGCCCUCGCCUCCUUAGGACCCACGUAGUCCGAUCUCCUCUCCCUGGGCGGCGUUUUCCCUCGUGAUCCCGCGAAAGUGGCAGCCGAGCAGCAGGAGGUGUCUCUGCCUCCUCCGCCUCCUCCCCUUUGCUUUCUUUUCGGUGCCCUCCGAGCUAAUCGGAGCACAAAGGGGCACAGGAGGGGCCGAGGCAGGCCGUCCCUCUCGGAUCGCUAAUCCCGCGGACGGCGUAAACAAAUCCAGCAAAGGGGGCGCGAAGAUGGCGAGGAGGACCCGGGUGGCGGCAGCUCUCUUGGCUUCGCGAACGGCGCCAGGCGCAGCGUUGGCAAGGGUCGUCUUGGCGCUCUGGUCCUGCUGCCACCCCGCGGGCUCCCUCUCGGCUUCUUCCCUGGACGCCGGGGAGAGGGCGCUUAGUCUCCACCCGCCUUACUUCAACCUGGCGGAGACAACCCGCAUUUGGGCAACUGCCACCUGCGGGCAGGAUGAGAGCGGGAGGCCCCGCCUAGAGCUCUUCUGCAAACUGGUGGGGGGACCCGCUGCUUCCCCCGCCGGGCAAACCAUCCAGGGCCAGUUUUGUGACUAUUGCAAUGCUGCUGAUCCUAAUAAGGCUCAUCCAAUAGAUUAUGCUAUAGAUGGAACAGAACGUUGGUGGCAAAGUCCUUCUCUCUCCUUAGGUUUGAAGUAUGAUGAAGUGAAUGUUACUUUGGAUCUAGGACAGUUGUUCCAUGUGGCCUAUGUCCUCAUCAAAUUUGCAAAUUCUCCUCGUCCAGAUUUGUGGGUAUUAGAGAAAUCAAUAGACUUCGGAAGAACAUAUACACCAUGGCAAUAUUUUGCCUAUUCUAAAGCAGGCUGCUGGGAACGUUUCAGAAAGGAAGCUAACAGUCCUCUCAGGAAAGAUAAUGAUGUCAUUUGCACAACAGAAUAUUCUCGGAUAGUGCCUUUAGAAAAUGGAGAGAUUGUGAUAUCCUUGGUAAAUGGCCGUCCAGGAGCAAAUGAUUUCAGCCAUUCUUCCAUACUUAGAGAUUUUACUAAAGCCACAAAUAUUCGUUUACAUUUCCUCAGAACCAACACUCUUCUUGGACACUUGAUCUCUAAAGCUCAGCGGGAUCCAACUGUGACACGCAGAUACUACUACAGUAUAAAAGACAUCAGCAUUGGUGGACAAUGUGUUUGUCAUGGACAUGCUGAUGUAUGUGCUGCAAAAACUGACCCAGAUUCCUACAGGUACCAAUGUGAAUGUCAACACAAUACUUGUGGGGAAACCUGUAAUCGUUGCUGUCCAGGGUAUAAUCAGAAAAGUUGGCAACCUGCAACAGCCAGCAGCCCAAAUCUCUGUGAACCCUGCAACUGUCAUGGCCAUGCCUUUGACUGCUAUUAUGACCAUGAGGUUGAACGACGCAAAGAAAGCUUAAAUCUUAAUGGACAGUAUCAAGGGGGAGGAGUCUGCAUUGACUGUCAGCACAACACAGCUGGUAUAAAUUGUGAGAAAUGUUUAAAGGGAUACUAUCGGCCAUAUGGUGUUCCAGUCACAGCAGUGCAUGGAUGCAUACCCUGCAGGUGUACCUCUGAACAUACCAAUGGCUGUGAAGAAGGAUCAGGUCGCUGUUAUUGUAAGCUGAACUAUCAGGGUAAAGCCUGUGAUCGGUGUGCUGAUGGAUACCAUAGUUUUCCCUCCUGUUACCGAAUUCCUAUCUCCCCAGCUACAACUCAGAACCCAGCAGUCACUUCACCUGGUCAUGUGGAUGGCAGUCGUUGCAGACCAGAAUAUUUUGGAACACAUUGUCAGCCUUGUCAAUGUUCGGUUUAUGGCUCCUACCAAGACACAUGUCAUCAGACCACAGGCCAAUGUGAUUGUCGACCUGGUUUCAUAGGCCAGCAGUGUGACAGAUGUAUCUCAACAAGUAGUACUUUUCCUCAUUGCCAAGGGAUCAUCGAUGAAUGUGAUCCUGCUGGAACCAGAGAUUCUUAUUCUGAUGCAAAUGUGAUGUGGGAGGCUCUGUAAGUCAUGUCUGCAAUGACCUGACAGGGGACUGCCAGUGCAGAAGGCACAUAAUUGGGAAAACUUGUAUGGAGGCUGAAAAGAAUUAUUACCUACCUGAUUUACAUCACAUGAAGUUUGAAAUUGAGGAUGGUACGUCUCCUAAUGGAAGAGAAGUCCGGUUUGGUUAUAAUCCUCAAGAAUUUCCUGGUUUCAGUUGGAGAGGUUAUGUGCCGAUGUCUUCAAUACAGAAUGAAGUCAGGAUAACUUUGAGUGUGAAGAAACCAAAACCCUAUUUAUUUCAUGUUAUCUUGAGGUAUAUAAAUCCUGGUACUGCAAUAGUAUCUGGCCACAUAACAGCUUAUCAGUCUCGGACCCUAAAAGGGACUCAUCAGAGCAAAGAGAUCUUCUUCCCACUCAGUAGAGAGCCAACUUUUGUAACUGUUCCAGGGAAAGGUUUUGCAGAUUCAUUUUUAUUGGGACCUGGAACUUGGAUAUUUAAAAUCAGGGUAGAGGGCGUCCUUCUGGAUUACCUCGUCCUCUUACCUCGUGACUACUAUGAAGCAUCCAUCUUGCAAUUUCCUGUUGUACAGCCUUGCACAUAUUCAGGAUAUGUCACAACAGAUAAUUGUUUGCAGUAUGAAAACUUGCCAGUGAACAAAUAUCGCUGUGUUUUUGGUACAGAGGUAACAUUUUUCUUGCAUGGGGGAGAAUACCAAAAAACAACUUUCCAACAGCCAACAAUCAAACAUCCAGUGAUGUCUCAUAUUAGUGGUCAGGAGGUGAAUCUACAGAUCAAAUUGAAGGUUCCCCAAGUUGGCCGCUAUGUAAUCAUCUUUGAGUAUGUCACGGAUCAUGAUCUAAUGUAUGUUGGUAAUAUAAAGACUGAGAGCAUUGGACAAGAGAUGGAGGCUAAAAUUAAUAUAUACAGCUGCAAAUAUAGGUGAGAAAAGUGUAAUAAGUUUAUGUUUUGGGCUUUUGUCAUCUAAAUAUACCUGUCUUUUCUUCCUUCUUUUCUAGGGUUCUUAAUUUCCAAUGCAUUCCUUUUCUUUAUCUCCUUUAUUUUACCUGAUAAAAAUAGUACUCUAAAUAAUAUGUAUAUUUUUCAGGCUCAAUUCUUUGCCUCUGCUUUCAAGGAAACAGUUGUAGUUUCUUUCUCAUGCAAUUAGACACAUAAUGUUAAUUAAGAGGAUUUUUUUCCUUGCAUAAUUGAAAUGUGGAUGAUAUGUAAAAACUUAAAAUCAUUCCUGUUACACUGAAAAGAAUAUAGAAAUAGUUUUAAAAUAUUAAAUAUCCUCAGCAAAUUUAAGCUAAAAAAGGGCAGAAGAUGUUUCAGAUUCUACUUCUUGAUAUUAAUAUUAUUAUGUUUGCAUCCUGCCUAGGGGGAUGAAUUCCAGAGGAAUGAAAGGCAUUUUGAUUGCUAUCUCUAUUGUUGAACUAUAGCAAUAAUGUAAGCGUUUCUUUGUAUGAUCACUCAUGAAGACUGGGAAAUGAAACCAGCAGUGGAAUUAUGGGCAGCUGUAUGAAAGCAUAAAUUGGGGUUUUUUUAAAUCCUAUAUUCCUAGACUAAAUACAUACUUCAGCACAUCUUUUUCAUUAGGUUUUGAACAC